This is a messenger RNA of Portunus trituberculatus (swimming crab), 2378 nucleotides long. RefSeq names its product ionotropic receptor 21a-like. Bases 115 to 2064 code for a protein of 649 amino acids. Gene Ontology annotation, cellular component: membrane. Gene Ontology annotation, molecular function: ligand-gated monoatomic ion channel activity. The record is from RefSeq and is a predicted model, not a curated record. Lineage: Eukaryota; Metazoa; Arthropoda; Malacostraca; Decapoda; Portunidae. The transcript is spliced from 13 exons.
UCAACCAAUCACGUGUAGCGGGGAUGGUGGCAAACGCGUCGCCUCUGCCAGCACAUUAAUUUGGACCAGUUAUUGCGCCUCUGCUUUCAUGGCAUCAACACCAGACGACCAAAGAUGAGUCGUUUUACGGUGGUGAUGGGGAUGAUAGUGGCGGUGUGUCGACAGCCGCUUCACGCCCUCCCUCAGUUCCUGUCUCCUGUUGCAGAGACUGGAGAUGAGAUGAGCAUAUCUUGGGGAGCAGCGACGAAGGCUGUGUUGGAUGAGUCAUUGUCCCCUCAUUGCUCCGUGGUACUAAUGACCGACUCUCCCUUUAUUGUGUACUCCCUCUCACAGGUACUGAGGAACAAGUGGGCAUUUAAGCUGCUACAGGUGGCUGGUAACGAGACUCUUACCUCCCUGCCGAGAAUGGUGAAGGAAGCAAGGAAGAUGCGGCGCCGGUCUAGGUGCGUGGCGGUGCUGGUUGUUAGCAUUCAUCCCUCCUUCCUCCUGGCCUUCGCAAAAGAGAGUCGUGAGGCACGGCUGCUGGUGUGGAAGACUCGGCUGUUAGUUGUGACAAGUUUGACAUCCUACAAAGCACAUGAUCUCCUGCGCCGACACUGGACGUUUUCUAUGAUGAACACGGUCCUGCUCAAUCUGGAUCCUGCCACUGAAACAGGCGAGAUGUUGGUGUAUUUCCCUUACACUAGCAACGGAGGAGCACGGGUGGUGGGUGCGGGGCGCUGGUCCUCCCUGGGCGGUCUCACAUAUCGAGGCGACACACAGCGGCUCUUCACUGAAAAGUUCUCAAACUUCCACGGCGCCAUGAUUCCAGUGACAGCACUCAUCCUGCCGCCGUUCUGGAAGGUGGUAGACCCGCAGGCUGCCGAUAGCUGGUCCAAAUAUUCAGGGCGAGACUGCCUCAUCAUGAAGUCUGUUGCGAGGAUGCUCAACUUUACCUUCCAGAUGUUUAAGAGUUCCAAUAUUGAUGAGAUCAUGGCAAGCUUAGAGGCGGAUCUUGUUAUGAUCUCGGGUUUCCGUAUAAUGUUGAUCCCACAAGUUCUGGCGCGGAUUGACCACUCGUACUUCAUAGAUCGCGCCUCCUUCACCUUCAGCAUGGCCAAGCCUACCAUUCAGCCCCAGUGGCAGAGUUUGUACUACCCCCUGGGACCUUGGGUGUGGCUCUCCGUCCUCAUCACCACCAUUGCCGUGUCCAUCCUCAUGUACACGAUUUAUUACAUGGAUGAAGACUUAAAGAGUCGAUCUGCGGUGCUCGAGACAGUGGGAAUGUUGUUGGGACAAGACAUGUGGCUCCGAAUGCCCAAGUGGACUGCGGCGAGACUUCUAGUGCUGCUGUGGCUGGUGCUCGUCUUCGUGAUCAGCACUGGGUAUAAAGGCACACUCAUCGCUUUCCUCUCUGUGCCCAAUUAUCCAACCCGCCCGGAAACGAUGGAGGAACUCGCCAUGAGUAACGUUAGAUCGCUUUUUACUCAGAAUGCCACCAGGUUCCUGACAUACUUCGAACAGUCAAACAUACCUGCCUACAGGAGCGUCGGUAGCCGAGUGGACAUCGUGACAAGUGUCAAGGAAGGAUUGCAGCAAAUAUUGGAGGAAAGGAAGGCGUUUUUUCACGAAAGAUACAACACCAUGUUGCAAAUCGCCGAGUACUUUACGAAUCCCGAUGGUUCUACGCGCCUCUACGUGGCACGACAGAAUGUGAUCCCCAACUACGCAGGAUGGAUGAUGCCACACGAUGCGCCCUACAAGCAGGACGUGGACCGCUCCUUGCUCCGCGUCAUCGAGAGCGGCCUUAAGGAGAAGUUCACGGACAAUAUGUUGCGUGAAGCAUGGCAAGAGAUCCGUUUGAAACAGAAGGAAUACCCAAAGACAGAACAAGAAGAAAAAGAUGAGACAGAGGAAGAUCCAAACAAGGAUCAGUCUGAUGACCUUCAUAAGUCUCUGAGUCUGGAUCAUAUGCAGGGCGCCUUUUGGAUCCUGUUACUAGGAUCUGUAUUGGGUGUGUUAGCUUUCCUCGGGGAGCUCUUAGCGGACCGCGGACCAUCAGGACGCGCUACUGUUAUCCAUUAAAUGCACUGAGGACUUAACUCCUAUUCUUUGGCCGACGAAGAUAUUUUCAAAAGGAAAUGCAAAUGAAAAAGUUAAACAAAUCAUGAAGUGUUCUUUUUCUGUUACUGAGGGUGUGAUGAGAUGUCACAUAGCCUGAGGUGUGGUAAUGGCACUCGGGGGCAAGCUAGAGGGGAUUCGAUCUAAAUGAGCAUUUAUGUAAUUGAUUGUUUAUCCUUUCUUUGGAGCAUUAUAAGCAUUCCUUGCUCUUUCUUAUAAAAUGACAAUCUUUGGAAUGAUGGAGAGAGCAAGGACACAUUAAAAACAUCUGUACCAAA